AUGGGGAAAGUAUUGCAGAAGAAGAAGAACCGAUCUUCGAACCCAAAGGUCAAGCACAAAAGCAAGCAGGCCAAAAACGGGAAUAAGAAGAUAAACGUCUUCGGAAAUGCAAUUAUCAAGAACAACUGGGACAAAAAGUUAACACUCACCCAGAAUUACCGCCGUCUCGGGCUGACGCCUCGCUUAAACGCACCUGCGGGAGGAACGGAGAAGAAGAUAUCUGCAGCGGACAAUGAAGCCUCGAAAUCCACAAGAUCGGAUCUGAAUGAACCAUUUCACAUUCCGCUUACUCACAAACGAAGCAAGAAACUGCAACCAAGCGAAGCCCGCGUUGAGCGUGAUCCAGCAACCGGAAAGAUCCUGCGCGUCAUUAGUGGAGACAAUGAAGACGACGACACAAUUGAGGUCGCAGGACGGAAGCGACGAAGAGACAACCCGCUCAACGAUCCACUUGAAGAUCUACCGGAGGAUACUGACAUGGCGCUUGAUGGUCUCCGUGGCACAUCGUCAUCCGUUGGUGUGAUUGCAGAACUAGAAAAACAGGCUGCAAUUCAGGAAGAGCAGCUGCAAAAUAAGAAACCCAGACAUCAGAGCAAGCGAGAAGAAGAAUGGCUCGAGGCUUUGAUAGAGAAAUACGGCGAUGAUACCGCGCGAAUGGCGAGGGACAAGAAACUCAACCGCAUGCAGCAGACUGAGGCCGAUAUUGCAAGGAGGCUGAGGAAGAUGAAGGAGAGAAAAGAGAAGAAAUAA
Messenger RNA from Arthroderma uncinatum, 750 nucleotides. RefSeq names its product 66S preribosome component NOP16. Lineage: Eukaryota; Fungi; Ascomycota; Eurotiomycetes; Onygenales; Arthrodermataceae. The record is from RefSeq and is a predicted model, not a curated record. Gene Ontology annotation, cellular component: nucleolus. Bases 1 to 750 code for a protein of 249 amino acids. Gene Ontology annotation, biological process: ribosomal large subunit biogenesis. The transcript is spliced from 2 exons.